Messenger RNA from Danio aesculapii, 7008 nucleotides. It is a transcript of the gene lats1, whose product is annotated as large tumor suppressor kinase 1. Gene Ontology annotation, biological process: regulation of organ growth; G1/S transition of mitotic cell cycle; hippo signaling. Gene Ontology annotation, molecular function: ATP binding; protein serine/threonine kinase activity. The coding region runs from base 218 to 3421 and encodes 1067 amino acids. The record is from RefSeq and is a predicted model, not a curated record. NCBI's taxonomy places the organism in Eukaryota, Metazoa, Chordata, Actinopteri, Cypriniformes, Danionidae. The transcript is spliced from 9 exons.
ACGACAGUAAAUACCAAAGAGAAGCGGGCGGUGCGUCAACAAACACACGUAUCUGUCAGACUCAGAGCAGGAGUUAUUGAUUAUUGAACAGCACGGAGAGGAACACACCUGUACAAACAUCAUGUCGAGCUCCCAUUAGCAGUUUGCAGUUGAAACAGACGCUGGAUUCUGGACCGCUUCGCUCUUCACCGCCUUGGCACUUAACAUAUGCUUUUACAUGAGGAGGGCCGAGAAACCCGAGGGACACAGACAAAUGCGACCCAAGACGUUCCCUGCCAGCAACAACAGCGGCAACAGUCAGCAAAUGCUGCAGGAGAUCCGGGAGAGCCUGCGAAACCUCUCCCCGUCCUCCAAUGCGUCCAAGACAGAGCAUAGCUGGAAGGGCCCGCCGGAUGAGUCCCGACAGCAGGGGCGCAGCAACAACCCCAGAAACUCCCACCACCACAGAGCCCUGCAGGAGAUCCGCAAAUCCCUGCAGCCUUUUGCCCACGACAGCUCCUCCAGCGGAGACAACAGCUCUGCAGACUACAGCAAACACACGCUCCAGACGCAGGAGCCCGGCUUUGAUGAGGAGCUGGUGGUCAAUAGGAUAAACUUCCAGGAGGCUGUGAGGGAGCAGAUACCUUCGGCACGUCCUGUGAACACAGCCAUGAAACAAGCUGGUCCACCCCAAAUUCAACAGCCAUUGUUGCGGCGGCAAAGCUGGAAGGGUUCAAAGGAGUCUCUGGCCGCACAGCGACACAGCGCUUUAAUUAAUGAUGUCCUGAUUUAUCGCCCCAGCAGCCCCGGGCCUCAAAGCGACCUCUCUCGGCCUGCCACCUUCCCUCAAAAUCUGGCUUCUGCCUCCAGCGGCCAGCGAGUGAACGCUCCCCUGUCGCGGCAGGUGCGCAGCAUCACUCCUCCUCCGUCUUCAUGGGACUCCAAUCCCUCAACCAAGCGCUAUUCUGGGAACUUGGAUUACCUAGUGUCACGGAUCUCCCCUGUGCCUCAGGGCCCUCGAACCGAUGGUUAUAUAAAUCCUCAGCCCCAAAAUCAGCGUGGGCUCAGCCCGGUGCCGGUGGGUCGGCAGCCCAUCAUCAUGCAGAACUCUAACAGCAACAAGUUUAACUUCCCACCGUCCUGGCCUCAGAAUGGCAACAUGCAAAACGAAUACAUGGGCCUUAACAGCGGUGCCUGGCAGCCACCGCCACCUCCCUAUUCCAUGCACCAAACCAACAGGCAGAGCCCCACAGCCCAGCAGAUGCAGUCCAGUGCUCUAACCGCACCCCCAAAUGGAGCCAGCCUCCCCCAGAGCAUGCUGGUGCCCAAUCGCAACAGCCACAACCUGGACAUGUAUAACCUUGGAGUAAUACGGCCGCCAGUGCAGCAGGCUCAGACGCCCCCCGGCCAGGACACCUCCUCAUCAUGGACGCACAGCGUCCCAGGACGCUCCAACUCCUUCACAAGUGCACCAAACAAUCGCCGCCAGUGUCCCAACUCGCAGCUCUCUGCCACCACGGUCACCACAGUAACGCAGGCGCCCAUCCUGCAGCCGGUGAAGAGCAUGCGCGUGCAGAAGCCAGAGCUGCACACCGCUGUGGCCCCUGCACACCCGCCCUGGCUGCAGCCACCUCCGCCCACUACUUACCAAGAGCCGCCCGCACCCCUCGCACCUGCUGCAGAAGUCCCGAGCUACCAGGGCCCACCGCCUCCCUAUCCCAAACACCUGCUCCAGCAGCAGCAGCAGCCACCAGGGUAUGACUCCAGCCCCGCACUAAAGCCCUGCAGUAAAGAAGGGGACACGGCCGACAACGAAAACGACACAGACAGCACCUGCUCCAGCGAGAGGGCCGAGGGCUCGGAGGAAGAGAAGAAGCAGAUCACGACGUCCCCGGUGCCGGUGCGCCGACAUAAACGAGACGAGGAACGCAAGGGCGAAAGCAGACUUCCCAUGUACUCUCCGCAGGCCUUCAAGUUCUUCAUGGAGCAGCACGUGGAGAACAUCCUGAAGAACCACCAGCAGAGGAUGCGCAGGAAGAAGCAGCUGGAGAGCGAGAUGCAGCGGGUAGGACUCUCGGGCGACGCACAGGAGCAGAUGCGCAUGAUGCUGUCCCAGAAGGAGUCCAACUAUAUCCGCCUCAAGCGCGCCAAAAUGGACAAAUGCAUGUUCGAGAAGAUCAAGACACUGGGAAUCGGGGCGUUUGGAGAAGUGUGUUUGGCUCGGAAAGUGGACACUGGAGCGCUCUACGCCAUGAAGACCCUCCGUAAAAAAGACGUGUUGUUAAGGAACCAGGUAGCCCACGUGAAAGCAGAGCGGGAUAUUCUCGCUGAAGCGGAUAACGAGUGGGUCGUCCGCUUGUACUACUCUUUCCAGGAUAAAGAUAACUUGUACUUCGUCAUGGACUACAUCCCUGGUGGGGACAUGAUGAGUCUACUCAUCAGAAUGGGCAUUUUUCAGGAGGACUUGGCUCAGUUUUACAUCGCAGAGCUUACCUGUGCUGUGGAAAGUGUCCACAAAAUGGGUUUCAUCCAUCGAGACAUCAAACCAGACAACAUUCUGAUCGACCGUGAUGGACACAUCAAACUGACAGACUUCGGCCUCUGCACUGGAUUCAGAUGGACUCACGACUCGAAAUACUACCAAAGCGGUGAUCAUGUGCGUCAGGACAGCAUGGACUUCAGUAUGGAGUGGGAAGAUUCUGCAAACUGCCGCUGCGGGGAUCGCCUGAAGCCCCUGGAGCGCAGAGCGGCUAGACAACACCAGCGCUGCCUGGCACACUCUCUAGUGGGAACGCCCAAUUACAUCGCACCCGAGGUUCUGCUGCGCACCGGCUACACGCAGCUGUGUGAUUGGUGGAGUGUUGGCGUUAUCCUCUAUGAGAUGGUCGUCGGUCAGCCUCCAUUUCUGGCCACGACUCCUCUGGAGACGCAGAUGAAGGUGAUCCGCUGGCAGACGUCACUCCACAUCCCGCUGCAGGCCAAGCUCAGCCCGGAGGCCACAGACCUGAUCCUGAAGCUCUGCCGCGGCCCGGACGACCGGCUAGGCAGAAACGGAGCUGAUGAGAUCAAAGCACAGCCCUUCUUCAGGACCAUCGACUUCUCCAAGGACCUGCGGCAGCAACAUCAAGCCCCCUACAUCCCCAAAAUCACACACUCUACAGACACCUCCAACUUCGACCCAGUGGACCCAGAUAAACUGUGGAGCGAGGACGCGGACGGAAACCACAACGACACUCUCACCCGCUGGUUCAAGAACGGCAAGCACCCCGAGCACGCCUUCUACGAGUUCACCUUUCGCCGGUUCUUUGACGACAACGGCCACCCGUACAGCUGCCCUAAGCCCAUCGAGAGUGAGGAGGAGGACGAGGACGAAGACUACGUUGAAGAGGACGAGCCGUCGCAGCGGCCGAUGGAGCAGAACCGAGACCUUGUGUACGUGUAGUUGGCACCCUAGACCACAUUCCCUCCACAUUAAAGGGAUAGUUCACACACAAAUUACAAUUCUGUCAUUGUUUACUAAUCCUUUACUUGGUUCCAACCUGUCUGAGUUUCUUUACUCUAAUGAACGCAAAAGGAAGAUUUUUUAAAGACGGCUGGAAUGCUGUUUAUUUUAGUUUAGUGUUUCUUCUAUUGUAGUACAAUACAAUUUUGAGGUAUUACACUACUAUGGAAGUCAAUGGUUAUAAUACGACUAUGGAAGUCGGUGGUUUGUAUUAUACUACCAUAAAAGGCGAUGGAUAUUAUACUACUAUGGAAGUCGAUGGUAAUUACACUACAACCGAAGUCGAUGGUUUGUUUUAUAUUACUAUAAAUGGCAAUGGUUAUUAUACUACUAUGGAAGUCGAUGGUAAUUACACUACAAUCGAAAUCGAUGGUUUGUUUUAUAUUACUAUAAAAGGCGAUGGUUAUUAUAUUACUAUGGAAGUCGAUGGUUUAUAUAAUACUACUAUGGAAGUCAAUAGUAAUUAUACUACAAUCAAAGUUGAUGGUUAUUACACUACUUUCUAAAUCGAUUUGUUUUAUACUACUAUAAAAGGCGAUGGUUAUUAUACUGCUAUGAAAGUCGAUGGUAAUUAUACUACAAUCAAAGUCGAUGGUUUGUUUUAUACUACUAUAAAAGGCGAUGGUUAUUAUACUGCUAUGGAAGUCCAUGGUUAUUAUACUGCUAUGGAAGUCAAUGGUUAUUAUACUACAAUCAAAGUCGAUGGUUUGUUUUAUAUUACUAUAAAAGGCGAUGGUUAUUAUAAUACUAUGGAAGUCGAUGGUUAGUAUAAUACUAUGGAAGUCGAUGGUAAUUAUACUACAAUCAAAGUCGAUGGUUUGUUUUAUAUUACUAUAAAAGGCGAUGGUUAUUAUAAUACUAUGGAAGUCGAUGGUUAGUAUAAUACUAUGGAAGUCGAUGGUAAUUAUACUACAAUCAAAGUCGAUGGUUUGUUUUAUAUUACUAUAAAAGGCGAUGGUUAUUAUAAUACUAUGGAAGUCGAUGGUUAUUAUACUAAUAUAAAAGUCAAUGGUUGACAAUGAAAGACAGUGGUUAUACUACUAUCGACGUUGAUGGUAAUUAUACUACUGUAGAAGUCAAUGGUUUGUAAUAUAUUACUAUGGAAGUCGAUGGUUAUUACACUACUUUCUAAAUCAAUUUGUUUUGUACUACUAAAAGAGGUGAUGGUUUUUAUACUAUAAUUGAUGUCGACGGUUAUUAUACUGCGAUUGACGUCGAUAGUUUUUAAUAUAUUACUAUGGAAGUCAGUGGUUUGCAUUAUACUACUAUCGACGUUGAUGGUAAUUAUGUUACUAUAGAAGUCAAUGGUUUGUAUUAUACUACUAUUGACAUCGAUUGUUUGUAUUAUACUAGGUUGGAUAUCGAUGGUUUGUAUUAUACCACUAUCGAAGUCAAUAGUUAUACUACUAUGAAAGUUGAUAGUUAUUAAUACAAUAAAAGUCGAUGAUUUGUAUUAAAGUACUUUAAAGGCUGAUGGUUUGUAUUAUAAUUCUAUUUAAGUCAAUGGUAUUUCAUCUAUUGUAUUGUAGUUAAUAUUAUUACAUAAUACUAUUGAAGGCAAUAGUUGCAGGUUUUCAGCUUUCUGCCAAAUAUCUUCUCUUGUAUUCAACAGUAGAAAGAAACUCAUGAAGGUUUAGCCCUUGUAUACAUUUUGUACUCAGAUUUGAACACGUCAUGCAGUUUUGAAAUGAAGGUUUUUAUUAUUAAGGAAAAACUACAUAGCCCGGGGUGAAAAGGUGUUUGAUUGGCUGAAAAACAAAAGAAAUGAAGGUUUUGGAGUGGCCUGGUUAAAGUCCUGACCUGAAUCAAAUUGAGAUGACCUUAGAAAGGUGGUUCCUCCUAAGCACUGUAACAGGCUCAAAGCAGGUUGAUUGCGGUUCACAGUUUUCACACAGGACUCUGUAGAAUUGUAUUUUGCUUUUCACUUAAUAAUAAAAAACCUUAAAUUCAAAACAGCAGUGAGUCAAUGGUUGCAGGUUUUCAGCUUUCUUCAAAAUAUCUUCUUUUGUAUUCAACAGAAGAAACUCAUAAAGGUUUAGAACCACUUGAGGGAGAGUAAAUAGUGUGUAAAUUAAUUAUUUUUUUGAGUGAACUAUCCCUUUUGAAGGGAGAAAUUAUAUUUUGCAUUGCCAAAAGUAAAGCCUGUUGUUGUAGGAGCAUUCAUAUCAGCAUUGCAGUUGUUUUCAUGAGCAUUUCUCAUUAAUGUUAUUUAAAAUAAAUUAAAUUAAUUAACAUUCUCAUAAGAAAUGCAAUAGUUUAAUGGCUCUUAAAGGGAUAGUUCACCUAAAAAUGAAAAUCUCAUCAUUUACUUACACUCAAGUGCUUCUAAACACUUAUGGGUUUCUUCUGUUAUACACGAAACAAGAUAUUUUGAAGAAUGUUCAACAUCCAUUGACAUAGAAAUGAAAUAAAGUCCACGAAGGCAGCAUUCUUCGGUUUAUCUUUAUUUGUGUUGAACAGAAGAAAGAAACUCAGACAUUUAAUGAUUAAAUGAUGACAGCAUUGUCAUUUUUGGGUGAACCGUGUCUUUAAAAUAGGCUUGACUCUUGUUUUAAUGCUAAAUAUGAUUUGUUUUGAUUUAUGAGGUGGAAUCAUGGCCUGUUUUUAUGAGAUGGACCCGUUGGAUGUGUGUGUGGUGUUUUUAAAUAUGUGUGUGUGUGUGUGUGUGUGUGUUGGUCAUCUCUCUUCCAUCUACAGUGGGGAUUGGUUGAGUCUGCUUGACACUCUGUGCUGUAUUUAUUAUGUGUGUUGUUUUGUUCAGGACGCACUUGUCUGGUGCCUUUUAAACCGGCGAGACCUAACGAUGCAGUGGAGCUCUUGUGUUUGUACGCUUUAAUUUAUUUAAAGACUUUUUUUUUUUGUUGUUGUUAAUGGUAGCUGAAACGAGUAUAUUUCCUCCUCAAAUGAUGUCUUAUUUAUGAUCGUGUGGAUCUGUUUCUCAUUCUGAGCGGCACGAGGAUGUAUGCAUGUAUGCUUUUCUUCACCAAAACUAUGAGGGAGAUCACCGUGUCCACUCUGGCGGGACGUUCAUCAUUCAGAUCUUCUGAGAGAACGCUUUGUGAGUUGUGCACUGUGUAUUUUAAUUCACACACACACACACGGAAAUUGUAAUUGUAUAUAUAAGUUAUGCAGUGUAAAUUUGUACUGUUCCCCCUGUUUUUAGUCCUGAAGGUGUAGAAAUUAAUACAAGGGUUACUUUCUGUUCUAGCGCACAGGAUGUGAUGUCAAAACAUGUCACGUUGCAUACAUUUACGUAAGUCUCUCCUCCUUUUCUCUCCUCAUUCUGAAGAGAUCUUAUUCUGUUGCAACCAAAGCCUUCAGGUUUUUUGGCAAGACAUUGGAGUAUUGUUUUUUAACGUCCUCUGAACUCUCUUUAAGAUCCUGUACAUCUCUGAUGAAAUCAGGAACUUCUCUUCUUUGAUUAAACUGGUAGUCCAGGAGAAGCAUCUGUAGCUGUAGUGUAAAUUUGCCUUGGAUGGGAGAAAGGAUUGGGGUGGUGAUAAAUAAACAGUCUUAAGCACAAAAUA